AUGGCCAGGGCCGAUACAGCUUGCACAGGGCCCUACAAAGACCUAUCCAUAGCAAACUUUUCAGAUGUAUUAUGGGCCUCGGCGUCGUCCUCAUGUUCAUCCCUCCUCUUAGGCACAGGUGUAAGGGACUCGGACAAGGUCAUGGUCAUGAGCAAGGAUGGACAUAUCACGGACGCGUGUUCAAUUAGUCCGCGUGAUGAGGCUUCAUUGUCCAUAUCCACUCACAACACAACCUUUACUGCUGCCAUCGUCGCAGCUGCUACAACUACUGCUAUGCCCAACACUACCGACAACUGCAUUCCUCCCUUAACUCAGGACCACAAGCGCAACUUUUCAUACGCUAAUCUACCGCCAGAACUCAUUGUGCACAUCUUCAAAUUCCUGGUAUCAGCACACGACCUCCGCUCUGCAAUUCUGGUCUGCAAGAUGUGGUGCAAUUGCGGAAUGGAUCUGCUCUGGUCAAAACCUUCUCUUUCGACCUUUGCGACUGCAGAAAGGAUGGUGCAGGCCAUGGCUGGACCCAACACUGUCUUCCCAUAUGCCGAUUACAUUCGCCGACUCAAUCUUUCGUUCUUGGCUCCGGACUUGACUGAUUUGAUUCUGGGACACUUUGCAUUGUGCUCGCGCCUAGAGCGACUCUUGCUUGCAGGAAGUAUCAACAUUACGGACGCCGGCCUGAGGCGGAUCCUGUCCAAUUGCGCAGGAUUAUGUUCACUCGAUCUAUCCGAGAUCCCUGCCAUAACUGAUGCACUGUUGGAGAGUGUUGCGGGAGGGUGUCCUCGGCUGCACACCCUUUACCUGGGUUCGUGCUCGUCUAUCACGGACGACUCUGUGGUCAGGAUAGCAACGAGCUGUCCUCAGCUCAAGCGGAUAAAGCUGAGUCAAUGUGGGUUGUUGACCGACCGGUCUAUCUUAACCUUGACAGGGAAUUGUCCGCAGUUGAUUGAAAUUGAUAUGACCAGCUGCAACCUGGUGUCAAGCGACGCCGUCCACUCUAUCUUUGAGAAUCUCCCCCAGAUUCGUGACAUCAACAUGACGCUCCUUGCCCACAUCUCCGACCAGGCCUUCGCGUCGAUCCACCCCUCAACCCAUCGAUUUGAGCAGCUUCGUAUUCUCAACCUCACAUCAUGUUCGCUCAUCACGGACGAAACGCUCAUCAGGAUCAUCCCAGCUGCACCGCGUCUACGGAGUUUGGCCCUCACAAAGUGCGACAAGAUCACGGACACCGGUGCCAGUGUGAUCAAGACCCUGGGCAAACAUCUGCAUUAUCUGCAUCUAGGCCAUUGUGUCAAGAUCACAGACAGGCUUGUGGCUACAUUAGCACAGCAUUGUACGAGGAUACGAUAUCUGGAUCUCGCCUGUUGUACCAAGCUCACGGACGCCUCUCUGUUUGCGUUGGCACAGUUGCCAAAGUUGCGCAGGAUCGGAUUGGUCAAGUGCUCGAACAUCACGGAUCAUGGCAUCUACGCCAUGUUGCUCUCGCAGGUCCUGGCACAGUCCCUGGAGCGAGUGCACCUGUCGUACUGCAUCCAUCUGUCCGAGAGUGCAGUGGCGGCCCUCGUUACCCAAUGCUCUAAACUGACGCACUUAUCUGUUACGGGUGUGCACGCAUUUAUUUCGCCCAAUUAUCAAAGGUUUUGUCGCGCACCGCCGCCAGAGUUUACAGCUCACCAGCGUGAGGUCUUUUGUGUGUUUUCAGGAAAGGGUGUUCGAGACCUCAGGAGCUAUAUGCAGGAGAAUCCCGUCAUGCUUCCUUCGGAGGCCAGUCUGGCAAGCCUGCGGGCGAGCUAUGGAAGGGCAACUCUGGCCGCGGAUGCUAUUGCCUUGGACGGACCAGAUCACGAGCAGGAGUCUUCCCUUAUGUUGCAUUCGCUUACGGCAGCAACGAUACUGGCGCAGAUGAGCAGUGGCAUGUUGGCAACAGAUGCAGGAAUGAUUACGCAGGCCACAGGGGAUCAACCGCUGGAGACCCUAGCAACAGCAGCGGCGGCAGAGGUAGCAGUUGCGACCGAGGGAGAAGAAGGGGUAGAGGCGGAUGGGCCUGCGGAUAUGGAGGGUGUACUCGAGGAAUCGACGCAAGGGCCACUGGUAUUUCUUGAGGACUCAGGACGGUCGAGCUCUUCCUUUCCAGGUCCUUCAUCACCAACCAGGUUUCCUGUCCUCCAACACCCUCACCAUCGUGCUCCUCACUACUACCAUAGCCAUCGAACUGAUCCUGGCGCUGUCGUGCUGGACGGGUCGGACAUGGAGGUGGACCAAGCGUUUGAAGAAGAUGCACAGGGCACUGACAAUCCAGGAAGACUACCAAGCCCAGGCACACUGGCGCGAUCGCUGAACAGGGAAAGUGAGGGAAGUGGCGCGGGCAGUGCCAGCCCCGCUGAAGAGGAGGAAGAGGAAGCAGAUGACGAGGACGAGGAGCUCUAG
Molecule: messenger RNA, 2424 nt
Organism: Gamsiella multidivaricata
Lineage: Eukaryota; Fungi; Mortierellomycota; Mortierellomycetes; Mortierellales; Mortierellaceae
Exons: 2
Coding region: 1-2424 (807 amino acids)
Molecular function (GO): protein binding
Source: RefSeq, a predicted model, not a curated record